UAAAAUAUUUUUUUCUUACGUUAGCCAUGCAGGCGAGCGCUGUUGGAAAAAUAUUUAUUUUACGUAAAUAAAGUCAUUAGAAAAAUGGAACAAAUGAAAGUUAAUUCGCCUAAGCUUUUUGUGUGCACUGCCAUAGAAAACAAAGAUGAAAUAGAAGAGAGGUACGAGAAAGCUUACAUCAAUUUUCAAUCGCUAGUUGCCGACUGUAGUGAAAAAGAAGCUCAUGACGCACUUAACAAUGCAGUUUGUAAAAACCAUGAAGAUAUAUCUCUUGGAAUGCUUAUGUCAAUUCUUACAGAACCUCAGAAUUCCACAAAAUGCUAUAGAGACUUAACACUUAUUACAAGAGACGGAUUUACCUGUGUUCUUAAUAAUUUGUCAAAUUUAAUUCUUGAAAGAUAUUUAAAAUUUCAUGACACAACACGAAAUCAAUUAUUGUGGCUUGUAAAGGAAAUGAUAAGAAAUUCCGUUUCUGGAGUAGAUAGUGUUUGUUGGAAUUUAAUGCGUUAUGCUUCUGGUGGAGAUAUAACACCUAAAAAUAUUUUUUUAGUGGAAUCACUGCUGGACAUUUACAUAGAUAAUAAAUCAUGGCUAGAUAAAUAUCCAGUAUUAAUAUGUAUGGUUGUGUAUACAUAUUUGAGAUUAAUAGAAGAUCAUAAUGUACCACAUUUAAUGACUCUCAGACAAAAGGAAGUCAACUUUGUUAUAUCAUUGAUAAGAGAACACUUUGAUGAAAUCCUAAGUUUGGGAAGGGAUUUGGUUCGUUUACUUCAAAAUGUUGCAAGGAUUCCUGAAUUUAAUCAACUUUGGCAAGACAUUCUUCUAAACCCUAAAACAUUAUCAUCAACAUUUACAAAUGUAUUGCAGUUAUUACAAACAAGAACAUCGAGAAGGUAUUUACAAUCAAGACUUACUCCUGAUAUGGAACGUAAAUUGGUCUUCUUAACAUCACAGGUCCGAUUUGGGCACCAUAAAAAAUAUCAAGAAUGGUUUCAAAGACAAUAUCUUGCUACCCCUGAAUCUCAAUCAUUACGCAGUGAUAUGAUUCGCUUCAUUGUGGGUGUGAUUCAUCCUACUAAUGAAUUACUCUGUUCUGACAUCAUUCCAAGAUGGGCAGUCAUUGGAUGGCUUUUAACAACUUGUACAUCAAAUGUAGCAGCAUCUAAUGCUAAAUUGGCACUAUUCUAUGAUUGGCUCUUCUAUGACCCUGAAAAAGACAAUAUAAUGAAUAUAGAGCCUGCAAUUUUGGUCAUGCAUCAUUCCAUGAGAUCACAUCCAGCCGUCACUGCAACAUUACUUGAUUUCUUAUGUCGUAUAAUACCCAACUUUUAUCCAUCAUUUUCUGAUAAGGUACGACAAGGCAUAUUCAAUUCCUUACAGCAAAUCAUUGAAAAAAGAGUGCUUCCAAACUUACAGCCGUUGUUUGAUUCACCAAAAUUAGAUCGCGAAUUACGCACAACGGUAAGGGAUACUUUCAAAGAGUUCUGCAGUAAUGGAGAAGGGGUGUCAGGUUUGAGAGAGGAAGGAAUUGAAGACUUACCUAGAGGAGGUCCAGAUGAACCAGCCUUCUCAGAUGACGAAGAUGAAACGACACCAAUUAUUGCAGAAGAUACAGAUGACGAUGACUUGCCACUAUCCGAGGUUCGUGCUCGAGAGCGACCCGAGCUGGCCGCGGCUCUACCAACAGCUUUGAGGCCCUUCGCAGAAACACUUUUGGAUGAAAGAACUGCGGCUGCUGCCACAGCCCUUCUCAAUGCGUGCACACCUCCAAUGCCUACGCCAAUAGCACUUGCGGAUUUAUUUGCUGCAGUUUUACAAGAUUUACCCCCACUUAAAAUCAGUGCAAACCCGACACCAUCUGAACUUGAUUUAAAUUUGAGUUCGCCAAUAUUUUCUAUGUUCGAACUGCUCUUUGCAAAUUCAAAUGACUCGAAACGCAAAUUAAUUUUAGAGACAUUUAAAGAAAUACACGCACAAAAUUCCGUUCCCAGUGUAGGCUUUUCCUUACUGUUCUAUUUAAAAAUAUGCUACGAAAAGGAUCGUCGCGUGGAACGUGAUCCUGCCAAAAAGAGAAAUGUUAAGUUUAAAAUGGACAUUUAUAAGACAUAUUGUAGUAAUUUAGAACUUAAAAUUGUUGAAUGUUUAGUUAAUGAUUUUGAGAAAUGCCAAGAAUGUGAUUCUAACAUAUUAGUAUGGUUAAUAUCGGAUGUAUAUAGAGAAUUUAAAGAUCAAGUUCAAAAUCAUAUCAAAUUAUUGCAUAUAAUCGUUUCUACAAUCGAUGCAGGGCAAUUGCAAAGACUAGUGUGUCUGACAUUACAAGGGAACUUGAUGAUGUUCAAAACUGACGAUUUUACAACAAUGCUUACAACAAGUUUAAAUUGGGAGACAUUUGAGCAAUAUUGUCUAUGGCAGUUGCUUACCGCACACGAAAUAUCCGUAGAAGAUGUACUUCCAAUAAUUCCGAAAUUAUCGUAUAGAGAGCACGCAGAGGCCCUGACAUCUGUUUUAUUAAUGUUAAAGCAAGAAAAGCCGUCGCAAGAGGUGGUCAGACAAAUGUUCUGCCGGACGGUGGAUGAUGAAGACACUUUUGUGGUGUCCACUGUCAUGUAUUGGUGUCAGGAUUAUGAGGAGAAAGUAGCAGAUCUAUUAGCGGUACUAUUAAGCACACGAUAUCCAGGUACGAGUCCGAAUAAAAGAAAACGUCCUGGUAAACACACAAUUCCGCCGAAUGCGCCGCCUUCAGCUGAAUUAGUUCUUGGUCACUUGGAGCAAAUAAGAAUAUGCUGUGUAGAACAAGACGAUAUGUCAAUUUUCAAAACUGAAUGUUUGCAGAAAGCGUUACAGCACUCGCAAUCAAAUAGCAACGAUAACUUAAAGAGACAGUAUAUGGAUUUGUUUUCUUUGGCUUGGGAAGAUGAACUACCAAUGCUUAGGCGGGCAAGGAAAAUGGCUUCCAACUCAAUGCCACUCAACCAGAACUUACACUCAUCAAAUGAGGAUAGCGAGGAGGAAGAAAUCGUCAAACCGAAGCAAGCAAAGCGUAGAAAGAAAGCAAUAUCGGAUAGUGAUUGACAUAUCUCCAGUAAGAAUUAUGGCAAUUUCAAACACCAAAGUGCGGCUCAUAAAUACUUUUUAAAGUGAGUGUUACCUUACAGUACAUGGUACAAUUCUAAGGCCUGUUAUUGAGAUAUUUCAAAUUAACUUUAAUUUUAGUGUUGUUUUUUAAAGUUUGCCAGUAACUCCCAUUAAUCUUCACUACAGUUAUUUAUUAAUUUUAUAAUUGUAAUAGAAUAUUUAUUUGUCAUGAAACUAGUACAAAGUAUGGAUAUAUAGAAUUUCCAAGAAGUGCAUGGUUUGUAAAAUUCUGAUGUUUCCAAUAGGAACUUUAAGUAGGUUGGAUUGUCUCAAAUGAUUUGUAAAUGGUUAGAAAUAAAUACUUAACAUGUCUGUUUGUACUGAAGUUACUACUCCAAAAAAGAUAUAAUAUAUAAAUUAUAACUUGCAUAUAAACUAUGUUGACAAGAAAUUUAGGACUUAAACCUUAACGCUUACGUAAACAUAACUUGAAACAAUCUACUUGAGUAUAUAUAUGUAAGUAUUGAUUAUGCAAUCUAUUAAAAAAAAUGUAUUGGUUAGUUUGCAAUAUAUAAAAUUUAUUGUCACACUGACAACAAUAUGAUUGUCAUAAGAACUCAAACUAUAUCACAAAAUAAUAAGUAUAUUGAAUAUUGUAUUUAGUAUUCAUAAAGUUUUACUAAAGGCCUUAGAAAAAUACAUUCCUUUGUUUUUUUUUUAAUUUACCAGAAACCUGUACUUCAGAAACUAAGUUGCUUAUUGGUGAAUGGAGAGAUCAUAGGAAAGGCUAUAAAUUGAAUUUUUCACUAUUAUAUACAUCAUAUUACUGUGUAAUAUUAAUGUUGUCUUAAGCCACCUAGUAUUAAUGUUUUUAUAAAUUUAUGCUUUUUACAGUGGCAAGUGACACAGUCUGUGGCAUUUUAAUUUUAUGUACAUGUAAUAGUUGUUUUAGCAUUAAGUAUACAUUUGGAAAUUAAUCAUAGGUAAUUUCAGCCAAUGAUCAGGUGAUGGUAAAUAUUACCUUUAUUUUAUUGUAAAUUUUGACACCAUCUUGUAGUCAUUGUAAAAUAUAUUGUUAUACAGAUUAUUUUUAUGUUUCGCGUGUAUAGUGUUGGACUUAUUUUAAGUGUAAGGUACACGACCAAGAAUUUAAGCAAAAAAUGUUAUAUGCAAUUUUCGAAAUAC
Messenger RNA from Pieris brassicae (large cabbage white), 4260 nucleotides. RefSeq names its product integrator complex subunit 3 homolog (gene IntS3). The record is from RefSeq and is a predicted model, not a curated record. The transcript is spliced from 5 exons. Gene Ontology annotation, cellular component: cytoplasm. Lineage: Eukaryota; Metazoa; Arthropoda; Insecta; Lepidoptera; Pieridae. Bases 85 to 3072 code for a protein of 995 amino acids.